Molecule: messenger RNA, 682 nt
Organism: Macrobrachium nipponense
Lineage: Eukaryota; Metazoa; Arthropoda; Malacostraca; Decapoda; Palaemonidae
Product: ctenidin-1-like
Exons: 3
Coding region: 108-587 (159 amino acids)
Source: RefSeq, a predicted model, not a curated record
CGGUUGAGUGAGAGAAGGGCAGCUGUGCUUUCAACCGGCAAUAUAUAUACCGCAGGUCGAGGCUCCGAGUGUCAGUAUCAUCCGUCUGCAACCGAAUCAGCACAGAAAUGCAUCACAAGAUCAGCAGCGCCGUGAUUCUCCUGCUGGCGGUCGGGUUGGCCACGAGCGCCCCCGGCAAAGGAGGCGGCUACGGAGGAGGCUACGGCGGCGGCGGCUAUGGAGGAGGAGGCUACGGCCCGAAGGUCAUCUACAUACCCGUCCAGAUUCCCAUCCACCACCAGCCUUACCACCAGCCCGUCUAUCACCACCAACAGGUCUUCCAUCACCAGCCCGUGAUCCACCACGGAGGCGGAGGCUACGGGGGAGGAGGUCACCUCGGAGGUAUCGGCGGAGGUUUCGGCGGAGGACAUGGAGGUAUCAUCGGAGGCGGUCUAGGCCACGGCGGAGGCCUAGGCGGUGGCAUCAUAGGUGGCGGACUCGGGCACGGAGUCGGCCUAGGUGGCGGGCUCGGGCACGGCGUCGGCCUAGGUGGCGGGCACGGUGGUAUUAUUAGCGGUGGUCACAUUGGUGGUGGUGGAUACCAUUAGGAGGAGCGAUUGGAUCCUCUUCUCAGGAAGAACUUAAUUUUAGGAUGAAUGCAAUCAUAACAUUGUUCUUUGUUAAUAAAAUGUAACUUUUUGUA